Molecule: messenger RNA, 4725 nt
Organism: Castor canadensis (American beaver)
Lineage: Eukaryota; Metazoa; Chordata; Mammalia; Rodentia; Castoridae
Gene: Slc38a2
Product: solute carrier family 38 member 2
Biological process (GO): amino acid transmembrane transport; L-glutamine transport
Cellular component (GO): plasma membrane
Molecular function (GO): L-glutamine transmembrane transporter activity
Source: RefSeq, a predicted model, not a curated record
GCCGCCCCGGAGUACAGAUCUUGCAUCGUCCGCCCGCAGCCUGACCGCGCGUUCCCUCACACUCGCGCCUUUCCCUUGGCAUAGCGGACGCCGGAGGAUCGGGGCGGCAAUUUGCCAUUUACUUUUUAAAUUAAAAUUAUUAUUUUUGCCUGUUGGAUUUGGGGGAGGGAUUUUUUUUAUUUGCUAUUAUUUUUACGAUUUUUGUUUGACUGAAACAAACCCUCCGGGGACGUUUCCGUGAGGUUUCGGGAUACAGGAGCGGAGACUACCGAGGUAAGGCAGCCAACCUCGCGAGCCGGUGCACAGUCAAGGACAAAAGGCGCUCGGCGCUGCCGGUGCUCAUCAACAUGAAGAAGACCGAAAUGGGAAGGUUCAGUAUUUCCCCCGAUGAGGACAGCAGCAGCUACAGUUCCAACAGCGACUUCAACUACUCCUACCCCACCAAGCAAGCUGCUCUGAAAAGCCAUUAUGCAGAUGUAGAUCCUGAAAACCAGAACUUUUUACUUGAAUCGAAUUUGGGGAAGAAGAAGUAUGAAACAGACUUUCAUCCAGGUACUACUUCCUUUGGAAUGUCAGUAUUUAAUCUGAGCAAUGCGAUUGUGGGCAGUGGAAUCCUUGGGCUUUCUUAUGCCAUGGCUAAUACUGGAAUUGCUCUUUUUAUAAUUCUCUUGACAUUCGUGUCAAUAUUUUCCCUGUAUUCGGUUCAUCUCCUUUUGAAGACUGCCAAUGAAGGAGGGUCUUUAUUGUAUGAACAACUGGGAUAUAAGGCAUUUGGACUGGUUGGGAAGCUAGCAGCCUCUGGAUCGAUUACUAUGCAGAACAUUGGAGCUAUGUCAAGCUACCUCUUCAUAGUGAAAUAUGAGUUACCUUUGGUGAUCAAGGCAUUAAUGAACAUUGAAGAUACAACUGGAUUGUGGUAUCUAAAUGGGGACUAUUUGGUUCUGCUGGUGUCGUUGGUGCUCAUUCUUCCUUUGUCGCUGCUGAGAAAUUUAGGAUAUUUGGGAUACACCAGUGGCCUUUCCUUGUUGUGUAUGAUGUUCUUUCUCAUUGUGGUAAUUUGCAAGAAAUUUCAGAUCCCUUGUCCUGUGGAACUUGCUUUGGUAAUUAAUGAAACAAUGAACAGCACCUUAACACAGCCAGCAGGUUUUGCAGUUGAAUUGAAUUUGAACAUAUCUGAAAUCGAGUCUUGCAAACCACGUUAUUUUAUCUUCAAUUCACAGACUGUCUAUGCUGUACCAAUUCUGACGUUUUCAUUUGUCUGUCACCCUGCUGUUCUUCCCAUCUAUGAAGAGCUGAAAGGCCGCAGCCGUAGAAGGAUGAUGGACGUGUCCAGGAUUUCAUUCUUUGCUAUGUUUCUCAUGUAUCUGCUUGCUGCUCUCUUCGGAUACCUGACAUUUUAUGAACACGUUGAGUCAGAAUUGCUUCAUACCUACUCUUCUGUCAUGAAGACUGAUAUUCUUCUUCUUAUUGUCCGUUUGGCUGUGUUAGUGGCUGUCACCCUAACAGUACCCGUCGUGAUUUUCCCAAUCCGGAGUUCUGUAACACACCUGCUUUGUGCAGCAAAAGAUUUCAGUUGGUGGCGUCACAGUCUCAUUACAGUGUCUAUCUUGGCAUUUACCAAUUUGCUUGUCAUCUUUGUCCCAACUAUUAGGGAUAUCUUUGGUUUCAUUGGUGCAUCGGCAGCUGCUAUGCUGAUUUUUAUUCUUCCAUCUGCCUUCUAUAUCAAAUUAGUGAAGAAAGAAUCUAUGAAAUCCGUGCAGAAGAUUGGGGCUAUGUUUUUCCUGAUGAGUGGCGUAGUGGUGAUGAUCGGAAGCAUGGCAUUGAUUGUUUUGGAUUGGGUACACGAUGCCUUUGGAGGUGGCCAUUAAACCACCACCGCUCACUCAAACUCCAGUAGUCCAUCUGAUGCCAGUGUUGAGUCAACUCUCAGCUACUCUGAAAUUUCACCUAAGUUUUCAGUUCACUUCCUUUUGAGGUGCAGAUUCCUCGCUGGUUCUUCUGAAUGCAGAAUAAGUGAACUUUUCUUUUCUUAAUGUUUUUCAAAGAAACUUAUCUGUAUGUUAGGAAUGGAUGUUAACAACACAACCACGAGUCUCGGGUUAAGGGAAGUGACAAUUUUAUUCCAUUCCAGAGAAUGGACAGACUUAACUUUUAUCAGGCCACAUGUUUGGCUGUGUCAUUGUUUAUCUUGGAUAUUUUAUGAUUUUACUUGAAUGUGCCUAAUGGAACCAUUUGAUGUGAGAAACAGUUCUUCUUAAUUUACAGCAAAGUACUGAAAUAACCAUUGAGAGAAACACUUUAUUUUUUGUACCAAAAAUACUUAAAGACCUCAGAAGCACUAUUUUACUUUUAAGAAAUUGCAUUUUUUGAACUUUAUCGGGAAACCGUUGUCAAUAAAUUCCACAAAAUAAUUUCGUUAGUAUUUAAAAACAAAGAUUAGUAUUAUGAAAUGAUUUGCCUUUUUUGUAGGCAUUAUAAGCCAAAUACUUUUUUACCCAAAAUAAUUUUUAGAGACAAUGUAGUGAAAAAUUGUACUAUGAAUUAGGAGCAUAGAUUUUUCCAUUCAAACUUCAUUUAAAGGAUAAUUGAUUACCACUAUUCCAAAUCAGGUUGAAAUCUGUUCGUUGCUUCUCUUCUCUAUCCCCAAAUAAUUUGGUUCAUCCAAACUGAAAUGUUUAGGUCUUCAGCCUACUUGAAUGGAAAAUGAUGCAGAUAUUUCUGUGGGAAAUAAAAUAACUGAUUUUGAGGUACCAAAUAGUGCAAUUGAGUAAAACAGGGUUUAUUCAGUUGCAUCUGUCUCCAGAGUUGUAUUGACAGCUCUGGGUCUCAUUUUUUUUGGGCCAGCCCUUUUUAAAAUAUUGCUUCCAGCAGUGAAAAGUGGGCAUUUAAUGGCAAAUGGCCAAAUAUCCAGAGAGUACAACAUUUCACAAUGCUCAUCUACUGGAAGUGUGAUUUACUUGACAUUGUACAGCUUAGUUGUGUAUGUGUUUCGUCUACAGUAGAGGUCUUAUACAUAGGUUACACCCAUAUUUGAUAUAAUACAAGUUCUCAUCCAGGCCACUGGGUUUCCCAUGCAGUAAGCUUUUUUAAAAACUCAAAAGUGCACUGGAUUGUCAUCUCAUUCACGUACAAUGCAGAAUUAUUUGUUUACAUCCAACAAAUGAUUAGUUAGGGAAUACAGUGGAACUUGGUUGUACGUGGUGGUUUUGGUCCAACUGCAUGUUCACCCUUCCAUUUCAGUUCCAGUUACAAGUGAAACCAUUUGAAACGGCUUUAGAGCACAUUUAUCGUACGUUAUGGUGUAUGGUGAAUAUAUUAAGUAAUGUGGUACUUUGCUCAUCAGGCAUAAUGUCUAAAAUCUAAUAUGCAUAAUUCCAUUAAAUGGUCGAGGGAAGCAAAUGAUGGAAUCAAUUGGUUAUAUCUGGCUCUUAGGUCUUUAUGGUGAACUAAAGGUUUUUAGUUUUAGGCAAGGGCCAGAAAUGUGGCAGACAUGGUUUUUGUUACACAUUCUUGUAUCAUAUGUGACUAAAUUUACAGACAAAAUGUGUCUGUAAUUGAAGACCCUUACACAACUGGAAGACGUCUUGUAGUGCUACAUUGAGUGAACCCAAUGGUUUAUUUUUAUUUCUACAAAGAUUAAUUGGAGACCAUCUAGAAAUAGAAAGGCAGUGAGAAGACAAUUCUACAGCACUGCUUUCAUCCAUUCGAAUCCUGAAUCUCACCUUUCAUUCAGACCAAGAAUUUGACACUUCUGCUUGAAUUCCUGGAAAGAGUUCCUGAAGAGACCUGCCAGAGAAGAGGAGGAAAAAAAAAAGUUUUCUGCAGUUCACAUCCUUUUGUAUGGAAGAAGGUACCAUGGCAACCAGGAAGAAUGGAGAAAAAGAAAUCCUCUCACAGCAAAUGAAUGUGGGAGGUCCCCCUAACCUCUGGCUAUUUGAGGUUCAAAAUCAACUCCUAGGGUAAAUUUCAAUGCAUGAUAUGGAGCUACCUUGUCUGCCUUGAGGUUCCUAAACAGUGAAUCCCCGUUCAUGAGCAGUCUUCAGUAUUAAAACCACUGUCUCGUCACCUCAUUUUGCAUUACUGUCUUCCGUGGAUGUUUCAGUUACAACUGUAAUGUUAUUUAUAGAACAGCAUUAAUCCAUUAAAGCUAACCUAUUUUUCAAUAUUUAUGAUAAUCUAUGUACAUACAUUGUCUGUCCAUAUGUAUUUGUAAAUAGGUUGUAUAUAAUGUCAGGACUGGGUCUUGGGUUCAAGUGUAUAUAUUCCUGUAAGUUUCUUAACUGCAUUUUGAUGAAUUCACAUAUGUCUCCAAAAGUACCUAUGCAGAGAAUUCAGUAUAUAAGAAAAAUAACACUGUGUACAAACACUAAACAUUUAAAAAUACUUGUUUAUAUUUGCAAUAAACUGGUUGAACAUUGAAUUUUUUUCAUGAAAACUUGGUGCCAGUUCAGAUCUCUUAUUUCAAUUUUAAAUAAGGUCUAAAUUUUCAAAAUGCAGUAGUUGUCAAAAUGUGAUCUCUAAUGAAAUCAAAUGUGACCUAGUGUGUUAAAAGACCUUGGUGAACUUGGGUAUGUUAGCUUGCUGUGUAUAUAGUAUAAAUAUCCCCACUGUACUGUUAGAGGCCAACAAUUCCAGUGUGGCUUGUUGGCAAGGAGUGCUACACCAGUUUCAAUGAAACAAUGUAAUGUUUUAACUGAACUAAAAUAAAUACAUGCUUAAUCCUGA